Messenger RNA from Hordeum vulgare subsp. vulgare (domesticated barley), 1654 nucleotides. RefSeq names its product nudix hydrolase 2-like. Gene Ontology annotation, molecular function: ADP-ribose diphosphatase activity; NAD binding; NADH pyrophosphatase activity. Lineage: Eukaryota; Viridiplantae; Streptophyta; Magnoliopsida; Poales; Poaceae. The coding region runs from base 287 to 1387 and encodes 366 amino acids. The record is from RefSeq and is a predicted model, not a curated record. The transcript is spliced from 9 exons.
CCAGCCACCAGGAAACGCCGCCGCGGCCACUCCUAUCCACGCCCAGGCGUGCCGGAGAGCGCGACAGCUCUCGAAUCUUUGCCAAACCCCACGUCGGCACGAGGCUUCCAUUUCGGCCGCCGCCCGCAUGCACGGGCACCCCGCCCACAAGGCCGUUCCCAGUUUCCCAUCCCACCCAAGGAAAGCAGCGGGAUCAGAAUUCAGACCCCGUCCCGUCCCCUUCCAGUUUCACAGCUAGCGCGCUCGGAUCCCGCAGUAAUAAAAGGACACUGGAUAUGCGCUGAGGAUGGCGGCCCACACGCUCUCCUCCGCCCCCCUCCCCUCGCGCGCGCCUCUGCUACGCCUUCUCCUCCGCCGCCGCCGCGGCCAAGCCCACUCCGCCGCGCCGGCCAAACUCCCCGUCUGCUCCGCGCCGUCUCGCCCCCGCCGCGCCGCGCUCUUCCUCGGACCCGGAGUAGGUGCAGGUGGAAGACGCAGAAGUGGAGUGGGGAGCAGAACUAUGUCGGCUUCAAUAUAUUCGACAAGGGUGGAUUCCGAAUCGGCAAUGACCAAGAAUGGAGGGGAUGUGGAGCCGCUGCCGUUUGUGUAUGACAAACAUGGAGGUGUCAUUAUUGAGAUGACGAGCCUGAUGGAUCCACAAGCCUUUUCAGCUUCCUUGAAAUCUUUAUUGUCGAAAUGGAGGGAGCAGGGAAUAAGAGGUGUCUGGAUAAAAUUGCCAAUCAGCCUUGCCAACCUUAUUCAGUCAGCAGUAGAGGAAGGAUUUUGGUACCAUCAUGCAGAGGAAACUUACCUAAUGCUUGCGUACUGGCUCCCGAACACGCCUCAUACAUUGCCUAUAAAUGCUACUCACCGUGUGGGCGUUGGAGCUUUUGUAAUGAAUGACAAAAGAGAGGUAUUGGUUGUCCAGGAAAAAAGCGGUGUACUUAAGGGGCUUGGUAUAUGGAAAUUCCCAACUGGAGUUGUUGAACCAGGGGAAGAUAUAAACAUUGGAGUUGUAAGAGAAGUAAAAGAAGAGACAGGGGUUGAUGCAGAAUUCGUCGAGGUAGUUGCCUUCAGGCAGAGCCACAAAGCUUAUUUUGAAAAAUCGGAUCUAUUUUUUGUGUGCAUCCUAAGGCCACUUUCUGUUGACAUUACUAAGCAAGAGUCGGAAAUUGAGGAUGCUCAGUGGAUGCCGGUGGAGGAAUUUGCGGCACAACCAUUCGUCCAAAAACAUGAACUCGUGAAGUAUAUUCUCGAGGUCGGCCUGGCUAAGGUCGACAAGGAAUACGCAGGAUUUUCACCAAUCAGCAUAAAAUCAGCGUUCUCGGAGAAACAAUCCUUGUUUUACAUGAACAGGAGGGACCUGGAGAAAGCCUCGGGAUCCAUCAGUACACAAAAAGAUAGCUGAGACUUCAGUCAGAGUUACGAAAGGGUCCAUGCACUCGUACUCGGUUACUUUGUUGCUCGAUUGGUAGCUUGUACGCCUGAUUUUGACAGUAUGAUGCAUGUCUCCUACCAUUAUAUCGAUUCACAAAGAGAUAGUAUAGCAGAAGUGCAACGGAAGUUGUUGUACUGGGACAUCACAAAGGAAGAAAUUAUUGCAGUACCUGUGUUGUCAAAUUUGUAUGAAUGAGUGUACAAAUAAAGGAACAUAUAUCGAAGAUUCUUUUUCUUU